UGCUGCUUUGAGUCAGUGAGAGAGAGAAACAGAGCAGAGCAAGCAGCCUUCUUCAGACACAGACUGACACAGCUACUGAAAACACAUUCUGCAUCUCCUGCCAGUGCUAUUAGAGGAUCUGACUAAACUAUGGACAUUUCCUUUCAAUUGCAGACAUAGACUGUGCACUUUGCUUCUAGCUUCUAGUAACUGCAAGGACUGAACAGAACUCUAAAAUCAAAAAAGGGAGUUGAUUUCAUUUAAAACAUCUUCAGCUCUCCCCUAAAAGCUGACAUUCAGAAGCUCGUUCUGAGCAAACCCCUGCGGAGGAAGACAAGAGGCUGAUCUAGUGUUUGGAAACGAUUUGAAAGCCAGCUGAAGCAGUGAAAUCAUUUCUGAAGCCGAUCAUGAUGGCAGAAAGACACAUGGAAGUCAGCGGAUGCCAGACAGUGAUGCCACCACACCUCCUGGCAGCAGCGAUGGAGGGGUUCCCCCAGCCUCUUCCCCUCCCCAAGUCUCCGGCGCGGGGCAAAGCCAGACUGAGGCGCCCCCGACAGUCACGCUUCAAGACGCAGCCGGUGACAUUCGCAGAGAUCACUGAGGUGGAGGAGGAAGGAGCCUCGCCGCUGGAGGAGGAGAGAGCAAGAAAGUCCUUCCUGCAGUCCUUGGAGAGUCUGCGGUGCAGCAGCCAGAUCCUCCAGCGGGACCGGUUAGCAACCUCUGCCAUGCGGGGAAGCGUGGACUCCAGUGACUCUGACUCCACACAGUGACCCGCCCCGGAUCCCAGGGACCCCUGCUGCUUCAUAAUGAAGAUGGACUUUGUUUCCUGGCCUAAUAUCUAAAACAAACAGCUGGAUGUAUGUAUAUACAAUAGUACUUUUAUGAACAUAUAUACAUGUGUGCCAUUAUGUGUGUAUACACAUAUCAUACAUAUAAAGAUACAUAACAGAUGUAGAUGUCUUUAAAGAAGUAAAUAAAUGUUACUUGUGCCUGUGGCUAAAUGUACGGAUGUAUUUAUACAUGUACUGGGUUUAUUUGCGUCAGGGUAUAUAUGCAAAUGUAUCUUCCAGAGUCAAAACUGUGUCAUGCAGUUAGAUCAGGCAGUGAAUAAUUUGUAAGAGUAUACAUUUAACUGUCUAGAUGUAUUCUAAAGUGAAGUGAAUUAACAACUGGUCUGAAUAAUAACACAUUUCAAAUCCUGCUUAAAAACACUCUGGAAUGAUAUAAACAGAAGGCUAUAGAAGAAGUUUGAUAUUUUUUAUAUACUGCAGUGCCUAGAAAGUAUGUUUUUAAUCUGCUAUCAAUAUGAAUGUGAAGUGAAGGGAGGCUUACGCUUUCUGAACGCAGGAGUCCAGAGACUUGAUGAAAACAACAGCCCAGGGGUGGAGCCGAGCCACAAUGACAAUGUUCUUGUACUUGACAGACUGAAGUGCAAGUUUACUGUGUACGCUUGUAUUUAAUGGUCCUUUAUUUCAAUUAUAACUUUUGAUACGGCAGUGAAGAAUGUGUUUCUAUUUAUAAAUCCUUUAUGUUGGUAAAAUGCUGAUACAAAUACCCAAAAUGUUCAAUUUGCAAAGAUGGGUCUUUCUUAUACUCUAUAAUAAAUAUUUGCACAAUAAAA
Messenger RNA from Acipenser ruthenus (sterlet), 1600 nucleotides. RefSeq names its product chromosome 27 C11orf96 homolog (gene c27h11orf96). The record is from RefSeq and is a predicted model, not a curated record. The coding region runs from base 387 to 749 and encodes 120 amino acids. Lineage: Eukaryota; Metazoa; Chordata; Actinopteri; Acipenseriformes; Acipenseridae. The transcript has a single exon.